ACCAAGAAUGUGUUAGAAAUAGAGUUACUAAUUGGCGCAGAUUAUUUGUGGUUAUUUCAAGAAGGGCGUACGGUUAGGGGCAAGAGUAAUGAACCUGUUGCGGUACAAACCAAAUUAGGAUGGGUGUUGUCAGGUCCACUGAAGAGUAGCUCUGAAGAUGAUGAUGGUCCUACAUCGUGCGCACAGGUAAGUACAAACCUUAUUGGGCAUGUAAAUUCAUCAAAGAAUAGGUCCCUUGAAGCAUGUGUUGAAAAAUUAUGGGAUUAUGAAACGUUAGGUAUAAAGCAUGAAGAGGAAGCUAGUGAGUUAUUAAAUGAUUCAAUACAUUUCAUGGCCAACGAUAUAGUGUAA
Molecule: messenger RNA, 351 nt
Organism: Paramuricea clavata
Lineage: Eukaryota; Metazoa; Cnidaria; Anthozoa; Malacalcyonacea; Plexauridae
Source: the annotation of a GenBank genome assembly